AUGGAAAAGACAGAAGCUGACUUUACAAUGACAUUUCGGCAGCUCAGUGAGAUCACUCAAAGCCAAUUACAGGAACUAGUCAUUCCUCAGGAAUUCUGGGCACUGAAAAUGAUCUCAAAGCACAAACUCUUUCCUGCCUGGGUGUCCCAGUACCUUUCGAGACUGAAGAGUAACAUCAAUGAUUCAGAUUCUGAAAGAAGAAAAAGAAUGACAGCUGUUAAUCCUAGAUACAUGCUGAAGAACUGGAUGGCAGAAUCUGCAGUGCAAAAAGCAGAAAGGAACGAUUUUUCAGAGGUCCACCUCCUCCAGCAAGUUCUCUGCCAUCCUUUCCAGAAGCAUUCUGCAGCUGAGAGAGCAGGCUAUUCCUCCCCAACUCCUUCCUGGGCCAGAGGCCUCAGGGUUAGCUGCUCAUCUUAA
This is a messenger RNA of Rangifer tarandus platyrhynchus (Svalbard reindeer), 417 nucleotides long. NCBI's taxonomy places the organism in Eukaryota, Metazoa, Chordata, Mammalia, Artiodactyla, Cervidae. The record is from the annotation of a GenBank genome assembly.